Molecule: messenger RNA, 1464 nt
Organism: Sipha flava (yellow sugarcane aphid)
Lineage: Eukaryota; Metazoa; Arthropoda; Insecta; Hemiptera; Aphididae
Product: RAB6A-GEF complex partner protein 2
Exons: 7
Coding region: 218-1393 (391 amino acids)
Biological process (GO): retrograde transport, endosome to Golgi
Cellular component (GO): Golgi membrane; Ric1-Rgp1 guanyl-nucleotide exchange factor complex
Source: RefSeq, a predicted model, not a curated record
AUUGAUUGCAAUCUAGUCCAAAUUAUGUGAUGUAGUGAUAUUAUGAAUAUUUUCAAAUUUUUUCCUGGAGAACGUUGACCAGGAAUUGUCGCAGAACGAUUGGACUGAUGGAGACAAGACCCGUGUCGAGAUGUACAUCGGAAUACCGAUAAUUAUGUUAUUUUAUGGUCUCUGAUAGGAAUACGAGUACACUCGUUACAGCUUACAAGGCAGUAAAAUGAUUGAAGUAUCGGCCAAACUCAUCGGAGGCCCCAUAUUUAUGCCGGGCAGUAAAGUUGGUUGUUGCAUAACAUUUACACAUCCACCGAUGCCGUCGGAUACGCGAAGUCAAAGCAAUAGUGAUGUCUUAGAAAAUUUAGCAUGGGCUAGUGUUCAAAUUAAUUGUUUGUGUUUAACCAAUGACAACAUUAACUUCCCAUCAGAUAUGUGUGUCACUAAAGAUGAAAAAUUCUUAGGGAAUUCAGAAACAUCAUUUGCACCAUGUUUAACAGAUAAUGGUCAUGUUGUACUAUCAACAAAACCAAAAAUUCUAUUUUGUGAUGUUGGAUUAUCUCCUGGAGAAAAUAAAUCAUAUUUAUAUAGCGAAACAUUGCCUAAUGAUGCACCACCAUCAUAUAAAGGCCACUUAGUGAAAUAUGCUUAUAAAAUAACUGUUGGUAUGCAACGUUUAAAUAGCCCAAUUAAAUUAUUAAGAGUACCAAUACGUGUUGUAGCUAUUCAUGGACUUACUGAAGGGGUUACAUGUGAAAAUAGUAUUGAUUUAUCUCCAAGUAACCCAUUUUUAGAUUCUCAAUAUAAACAUGAAGAAUGUGACAUGGCUCUUCAAAUACUUCAAAAUAUAACUGCCAAACGAAGUCCUAAUUUUUACAAUAUAACAAACUCAGGAGGAAAAGUAGCCCGUUUUUGUUUAUUUAAACAAGCAUAUAGACUCGGUGAAGAUAUAGUUGGUACAUUUGAUUUUGAACAGACUGAUGUAUCUUGUAUUGAGUUCACAGUGAGCUUGCAGUGUGAAGAAGCUGUCAACAAAGAUUUUGUUGCUGUCAGCCCUAGGCCCAGAAAAGACAACGUAUCAAUCGUCUCGUACAAUACUCAACAUCAGUUCUGCGCCAACACUUUGAAAUCGUUCUUGCAGCUUGCCAUACCGCUAAACGUGACUCCUGCUUUUAGCACGUUAUUAGUGUGCGUGAAAUGGAGGCUUCAUUUCGAAUUCGUGACUAGUACGAAAACUUCCGGCGAAAAGUUGAACGAAACCAAGGAAGGCACUUGCUGGACGGGUCCUGAAAAUAUAGACAUCGAGACAAUGGUAUGGGAUUUGCCCAUUCAAAUAUACCCGUCUGUGCCGUCUAUAGCCAACGACCCACAUGCCCAAACACGGGUAACAAUCGCGAUAUGAUUUUUUUUUUUUUUACACAUAUGUAUUCAUAAAAUAAUGUAUAUUAUUAUUAUAUUAUUUUUUAACGAAUU